AUUUAUCUAAUGUCGCUUUACAUUUUAGAAAGUUGCAGCAGCUUAGCAAAAUCAAUUGCUUGCAAAAUAAAGACCACCCCCAAAAUAGAAUUGUUGACAAAGAAUCCCUCUGGGGUGGAUGAUGGUGCCGACGCCUACCAUAACAUAGAAGACGCCUGUAACGGAAAGCCGUCCAAACGAUCCAAUUACACUUGCAGUGAAGGAAAUUCUCCAGGAGGAUUUGUUUGCUUAAAAUCCAGCAUUCUUCGGUAUAUCUAUGAUCUUGGAACAUCUACUCAGUACAAUUUUCAGGUAAAUGCCAUUGCAGGUGCUUGCCACACAUCUACAUCCAAACAUUAUUUGGGGGAAGCAGUAGAUCUGGAACUGGACAAUGGACCUACUCGGAAGGCACAGGAGAAAUCCUACAUGGACGCCUGUAAAGCUGCUGGGGGGUGGUCACAUGGAGGGACUCAUGUUCACUGUCAGAUAGUUCCUUCCCAGCAACAGAACCACCUGAGUAGAACAGCUUUGUUUUGGAAAUCUUUCUCUGAAGAGAUAAAGGAUGGGUUCACUAAGUAUUGAAGAGGAAGGUUAAAAUUACGAGAAUCAAACGUUGAGACAGCAGUAUAUUACAAUAUUAGAUUUACGAACUUGGAAAAAGCUGUGUAACAACGACUCUCAGACCUUUUUAGCACAUUAAAAUCAUUUGAUGUCUAAUUUGUAAAUCAAUAUAAUUUGAACAAUACAACGAUGUAUUACGUAUUUUUAUCGAAUAAACAAAAGUACAUAUUUAAAAA
Messenger RNA from Saccostrea cuccullata (small rock oyster), 776 nucleotides. RefSeq lists its product as uncharacterized. The record is from RefSeq and is a predicted model, not a curated record. Lineage: Eukaryota; Metazoa; Mollusca; Bivalvia; Ostreida; Ostreidae. The coding region runs from base 10 to 561 and encodes 183 amino acids. The transcript is spliced from 4 exons.